GAAUUCUAUCACAUGCAACUGAAAAUCUAUGGUCUUUUGCUGGACCAGAUGGACCUUUUAGUGGAUACCGGGUUUGAUGAGAGACGUGAGGAUAUUCAGGAAAAGAUGAAAGUAUUGACGCUGCUUGGACGACGAGCAAAACAUGAGGAACGACGUAAUGUGGUAAUAGUGUUCGAAAACGGCACAGAAUUAGUAGACGAGAUAGAAGAAUACGACCACGAAGACGACAUGCCACCGCCGUACACAGCUUCGCCUACUAAUUAUAUCAAGAGGAAUAAAUAA
This is a messenger RNA of Ambispora gerdemannii, 282 nucleotides long. Lineage: Eukaryota; Fungi; Glomeromycota; Glomeromycetes; Archaeosporales; Ambisporaceae. The record is from the annotation of a GenBank genome assembly.